GAACAUUGUUCAACACAUUGAACACAACUUUGAACAUUUAAACUCGAAUUCAACUCGCCCUUUACUCGCUUGUAUCAAUUUUACAUGGAGCAGCAGCUUACUUCCUCUCUUGCACCCUCUCGUUCUGCACAAAAGUCGAGCGUUACUGCAUCAAGCCAGCAGGGAGCUGGCAGUGUGGCAAAACGAUUAAGCAAUGAACUCAUGACAUUAAUGAUGUCCUCGUCACCCGGAAUCUCUGCAUUUCCAAAAAACGACGGCAAUCUUUUUGAAUGGGUUGGGACAAUUGAAGGGCCAGCCGAGACGAUAUACGCAGGAUUGAGUUUCAAAAUAUCCAUAUUGUUCCCCUCAAACUACCCAUACGUUGCACCUAGUAUUAAAUUUGAUACACCGUGCUACCACCCCAAUGUGGACAUCACAGGGGGCGUGAUCUGCUUGGACAUUUUACAAGACAAAUGGUCUGCUGUAUACAGCGUUCAGACCAUUUUGCUUUCCUUGCAAUCAUUGCUGGGCGAGCCGAACAAUGCAUCUCCUCUGAACCCAGAUGCAGCUGCACUAUGGAAUAAACCUGACGCGUAUAAAGUACAGUUGCUGAAGCAUUACCGGUCGUAGUAGAUUGUUUGUACUUUCUGUGACAUGUGACAAAAGAAUUGUUUUCUCUUAACCACG
Messenger RNA from Laccaria bicolor S238N-H82, 666 nucleotides. RefSeq lists its product as uncharacterized. Bases 85 to 609 code for a protein of 174 amino acids. The transcript has 8 exons. The record is from RefSeq and is a predicted model, not a curated record. Lineage: Eukaryota; Fungi; Basidiomycota; Agaricomycetes; Agaricales; Hydnangiaceae.